CUGCCGCUGCUAUCACCGCAGCUCCGCGCCUCCCCGGGGAGCAGCCGGCGGCUCCCGCGGCCCCCAACCCCGGCCCCUGGGCAUUGCCCGGCUAGUCCCCGGGCAGGGGUGGGGGUAACAGCGGCGCAGCCAGCCCUGGACUGCUAGGGGGUGGCCGCCACUACCUAGGGUGGCGCGCAGAGGCUCAGAGAGCGCUCCCCAGCGGGUCCCCAACGCACUCACCGCCGCGCCAGGGCAGCGGCCCGACCCGGCUAGCAUGGGCGGCGCGGAGUGACGCCGCCGUGCCCGCUUGGCAUCAAGGACAUUCAGCCCGCGGGGGUGGGGACGAAGGGGGGCAGCCCCGCGUCGCCGCCGCAGCCCCUGAGAGCACUGUCGCUGCUUGGGCUCCGGGGUUGGGUGGAGGAAAGGGGUGCUUGGAAUCGAUCCACAUUUUCUGACCUUUUUGUUGGACAUUACGCCCACCUUGGACGUUGCAAGAGGAGCUGUCAAGCCCGGCAAGCUCUGAUUUGGCCCCCUCCGUUUUCCUCUGCUGCUCGUGGCUUCCCCGUGCCUCGGUGGAGUAUUUGCGUUCGGGGCUGGGGCUGAAGGAGGCAGCCACACGCGCGCACACGCACACGUUCAGAGGAGGGCGAGAGGCAGCGGUACAGGCACCAUCUGCAGUGUCAAUGCGGCGCUGGGGCUGAAGGAGGGAAACGCCGCUCUUCCAGGGGAGACUGCCCUGCUGAGUCCUGGCCCUCCGGAGGGACGCCUGUGCUGGUUGCUGCUGUGUGGACAGGACCUCGCUCUGAGAUGAAAACCAUGCCCUGGAACUGGACUUGCCUGUUGUCCCACCUCCUGGUGGUAGGGAUGGGCUCUUCUACUCUGCUUUCACGGCAGCCCCCCCAGCUGUCUCAGAAGCGGUCAUUCGUCACAUUCCGAGGGGAGCCCACUGAGGGCUUCAAUCACCUUGUGGUGGAUGAGCGGACAGGACACAUUUACUUGGGGGCUGUCAACAGGAUCUACAAGCUCUCGAGUGACCUCAAGGUCUUGGUGACUCAUCAGACAGGGCCAGAUGAAGACAACCCCAAGUGUUACCCACCUCGUAUUGUUCAGACCUGCAAUGAACCCCUGGCCAGCACCAAUAACGUUAACAAAAUGCUGCUUAUAGACUACAAGGAAAACAGGCUGAUUGCGUGUGGGAGCUUGUACCAGGGUAUCUGCAAGCUCCUCAGGCUGGAGGACCUCUUCAAGUUGGGAGAGCCAUUCCACAAGAAGGAACACUACCUCUCGGGGGUUAACGAGAGUGGCUCGGUCUUUGGGGUGAUUGUCUCCUACAGCAAUUUGGAUGAUAAACUCUUUAUCGCCACCGCAGUGGAUGGCAAGCCUGAAUAUUUUCCUACCAUCUCUAGCCGCAAGCUGACUAAGAACUCUGAGGCAGAUGGCAUGUUUGCUUUUGUUUUCCAUGACGAAUUUGUGGCCUCUAUGAUCAAGAUCCCUUCUGACACCUUCACUGUCAUCCCCGACUUUGACAUCUACUAUGUCUAUGGUUUCAGCAGUGGUAACUUUGUCUACUUUUUGACCCUUCAGCCAGAGAUGGUGUCUCCCCCGGGCUCCACGACAAAGGAGCAAGUGUACACGUCCAAGCUCGUGAGGCUUUGCAAAGAGGACACAGCCUUCAACUCCUACGUGGAGGUGCCCAUUGGCUGUGAGCGCAAUGGGGUGGAGUAUCGCUUGCUGCAGGCUGCCUACCUGUCUAAGGCUGGUGCUGUGCUGGGCCGGACCCUGGGAGUCCGUCCGGAUGCUGACCUCCUCUUCACUGUCUUCUCCAAGGGCCAGAAGCGGAAGAUGAAAUCUCUGGAUGAGUCGGCCCUGUGUAUCUUCAUCUUGAAACAGAUCAACGACCGCAUCAAGGAGCGCCUGCAGUCCUGUUACCGAGGCGAGGGAACACUGGACCUGGCCUGGCUCAAGGUGAAGGACAUCCCUUGCAGCAGCGCGCUCCUAACCAUUGAUGACAACUUCUGUGGCUUGGAUAUGAAUGCCCCUCUGGGAGUGUCUGAAAUGGUACGUGGCAUCCCGGUCUUCACGGAGGACAGGGACCGUAUGACUUCCGUCAUCGCGUAUGUCUACAAGAAUCACUCUCUGGCCUUCGUGGGCACCAAAAGUGGCAAGCUAAAGAAGAUCCGAGUGGAUGGGCCCAAGGGCAAUGCCCUCCAGUAUGAGACUGUGCAGGUGGUGGACCCAGGCCCCGUACUCCGGGACAUGGCCUUUUCCAAGGACCACGAGCAACUCUACAUCAUGUCAGAAAGGCAGCUCACCAGAGUUCCUGUGGAGUCCUGCGGGCAGUAUCGGAGCUGUGGCGAGUGUCUUGGAUCAGGUGACCCCCACUGUGGCUGGUGUGUGCUCCACAACACGUGCACCCGGAAGGAACGAUGUGAGCGCUCCAGGGAACCCCGAAGGUUUGCCUCGGAGAUGAAGCAGUGUGUCCGGCUGACAGUCCAUCCCAACAACAUCUCUGUCUCUCAGUCCAAUGUGCUGCUGGUCCUAGAGACAUACAAUGUCCCGGAGCUGUCAGCAGGUGUCAACUGUACCUUUGAGGAUCUGUCAGAGAUGGAUGGGCUGGUAAUAGGCAAUCAGAUCCAAUGCUACUCCCCUGCAGCCAAGGAGGUGCCCCGCAUCAUCACGGAAAAUGGAGACCAUCAUGUUGUCCAGCUGCAACUCAAGUCGAAGGAGACCGGUGUGACUUUCGCCAGCACCAGUUUUGUCUUCUACAACUGCAGUGUCCACAACUCAUGUCUGUCCUGUGUGGAGAGCCCAUACCGCUGUCACUGGUGUAAAUACCGGCAUGUUUGCACCCAUGACCCCAACACCUGCUCCUUCCAGGAAGGCCGAGUGAAACUGCCUGAGGACUGCCCCCAGCUGCUGCGAGUGGACAAGAUCCUGGUUCCAGUAGAGGUGAUCAAGCCCAUCACUCUGAAGGCCAAGAACCUCCCACAGCCUCAGUCUGGACAGCGAGGCUACGAAUGCAUCUUGAACAUCCAGGACACGGAGCAGCGGGUUCCUGCCCUGCGCUUCAACAGCUCCAGUGUGCAGUGCCAGAAUACCUCUUAUUCCUAUGAAGGGAUGGAGAUCAACAACCUGCCUGUGGAGCUGACAGUCGUGUGGAAUGGGCACUUCAACAUUGACAACCCGGCUCAGAAUAAAGUUUACCUAUACAAGUGCGGGGCCAUGCGUGAGAGCUGUGGGCUGUGCCUCAAAGCUGACCCAGAUUUUGAGUGUGGCUGGUGCCAGAGCCCAGGCCAGUGCACCCUGCGCCAGCACUGCCCUGCCCAUGAGAGCCGGUGGCUGGAACUGUCGGGAGCCAACAGCAAAUGCACCAACCCUCGGAUCACAGAGAUCAUCCCAGUGACGGGCCCUCGGGAAGGGGGCACCAAGGUCACCAUCCGAGGGGAGAACCUGGGCUUGGAAUUCCGGGACAUUGCUUCCCAUGUCAAGGUGGCUGGUGUGGAAUGCACUCCCUUGGUGGAUGGCUACAUCCCUGCAGAACAGAUCGUGUGCGAGAUGGGAGAGGCCAAACCCAGCCAGCACGCAGGCUUCGUGGAGAUCUGUGUGGCUGUGUGCCGACCUGAGUUCAUGGCCCGCUCCUCCCAGCUCUAUUAUUUCAUGACCCUGACUCUUGCAGACCUGAAGCCCAGUCGGGGACCCAUGUCUGGGGGCACACAGGUCACCAUCACAGGCACGAACCUGAAUGCAGGCAGCAAUGUGGUGGUGAUGUUUGGGAGCCAGCCAUGCCUCUUCCACAGGCGCUCACCAACCUACAUUAUCUGCAACACUACGUCUUCCGAUGAGGUGCUGGACAUGAAGGUGACCGUGCAGGUGGACAGGGCCAGGAUCCGACAGGACCUUGUCUUUCAGUAUGUGGAGGAUCCCACCAUCGUGCGUAUUGAGCCAGAGUGGAGCAUUGUCAGUGGGAACACACCUAUCGCUGUCUGGGGAACUCACCUGGACCUCAUACAGAACCCCCAGAUCCGUGCCAAGCAUGGAGGGAAAGAACACAUCAAUAUCUGUGAGGUCCUCAAUGCUACUGAGAUGACCUGCCAGGCUCCAGCCCUUGCCCUGGAUCCUGACCACCAGUCAGAUCUCACUGAGAGGCCUGAAGAAUUUGGUUUCAUCCUAGACAAUGUCCAGUCUCUGCUAAUUCUCAACAAGACCAACUUCACCUACUAUCCUAACCCUGUGUUUGAGGCUUUCAGUCCCUCAGGAAUCCUGGAGCUCAAGCCUGGCACCCCCAUCAUCCUAAAGGGCAAGAACCUGAUCCCACCCGUGGCGGGAGGCAAUGUGAAGCUGAACUACACCGUGCUAGUCGGGGAGAAGCCGUGCACCGUGACGGUGUCCGAUGUGCAGCUGCUCUGCGAGUCCCCCAAUCUCAUUGGCAGGCACAAAGUGAUGGCACGGGUAGGGGGCAUGGAGUAUUCCCCUGGGAUGGUGUACAUUGCCCCAGACAGCCCGCUCAGCCUGCCCGCCAUCAUCAGCAUCGCAGUGGCUGGUGGUCUCCUCAUCAUCUUCAUCGUGGCGGUCCUCAUCGCCUACAAACGCAAGUCCCGAGAAAGCGACCUCACGCUGAAGCGACUACAGAUGCAGAUGGACAACCUUGAGUCCCGUGUGGCCCUGGAGUGCAAAGAAGCUUUUGCAGAGCUGCAGACAGAUAUCCAUGAGCUCACCAGUGACCUGGAUGGAGCUGGGAUUCCCUUCCUGGACUACAGGACCUACACGAUGCGGGUGCUGUUCCCAGGGAUUGAAGACCAUCCUGUGCUACGGGACCUGGAGGUCCCAGGCUACCGGCAGGAGCGUGUGGAGAAAGGCCUGAAGCUCUUCGCCCAGCUCAUCAACAACAAGGUGUUCCUCUUAUCUUUCAUCCGAACUCUUGAGUCUCAGCGCAGCUUCUCCAUGCGUGACCGAGGGAACGUGGCCUCUCUCAUCAUGACAGUCCUUCAGAGCAAGCUAGAGUAUGCCACCGAUGUGCUGAAGCAGCUCUUGGCUGACCUCAUUGAUAAGAACCUGGAGAGCAAGAACCAUCCCAAGUUGCUGCUCAGGAGGACGGAGUCAGUGGCUGAGAAGAUGCUGACCAAUUGGUUUACCUUCCUCCUCUACAAGUUCCUCAAGGAGUGUGCUGGGGAGCCCCUCUUCUCCCUGUUCUGUGCCAUCAAGCAGCAGAUGGAGAAGGGCCCUAUCGACGCCAUCACAGGAGAGGCCCGCUACUCCCUGAGUGAGGACAAGCUCAUCCGGCAGCAGAUUGAAUACAAAACCCUGGUCCUGAGCUGUGUCAGUCCAGAUAACGCUAACAGCCCAGAGGUCCCCGUGAAGAUCCUCAACUGUGACACCAUCACCCAGGUCAAGGAAAAGAUCCUGGAUGCCAUCUUCAAGAAUGUACCAUGCUCCCACCGGCCCAAGGCUGCAGACAUGGACCUGGAGUGGAGGCAAGGAAGUGGGGCAAGGAUGAUCCUACAGGAUGAAGAUAUCACCACCAAGAUCGAGAAUGACUGGAAGAGACUCAACACGGUAGCCCACUACCAGGUGCCAGAUGGCUCUGUGGUGGCUUUAGUGUCCAAGCAAGUGACAGCCUACAAUGCAGGGAACAACUCCACAGUCUCCAGGACUUCAGCAAGUAAAUAUGAAAACAUGAUCCGGUACACAGGCAGCCCUGAUAGCCUCCGUUCCCGAACACCCAUGAUCACCCCUGACCUGGAAAGUGGAGUCAAGUUGUGGCAUCUGGUGAAGAACCAUGAACAUGGAGAUCAGAAGGAAGGGGACCGGGGGAGCAAGAUGGUGUCUGAAAUCUAUCUGACACGACUAUUAGCCACAAAGGGCACACUGCAGAAGUUUGUGGAUGACCUGUUCGAGACCAUCUUCAGCACAGCCCACCGUGGCUCUGCUCUGCCCCUGGCCAUCAAGUACAUGUUCGACUUCCUCGAUGAGCAGGCGGACAAGCAUGGCAUCCAUGACCCGCACGUCCGCCACACCUGGAAGAGCAACUGUCUGCCCCUGCGGUUUUGGGUGAACAUGAUCAAGAACCCUCAGUUCGUGUUUGACAUCCAUAAGAACAGCAUCACGGAUGCCUGUCUGUCUGUGGUGGCCCAGACCUUCAUGGACUCCUGCUCCACUUCGGAGCACCGGCUGGGCAAGGACUCCCCGUCCAACAAACUGCUCUAUGCCAAGGAUAUACCCAGCUACAAGAACUGGGUGGAGAGGUAUUACUCAGACAUUGGGAAGAUGCCAGCAAUCAGUGACCAGGACAUGAACGCGUACCUGGCCGAGCAGUCGCGAAUGCACAUGAACGAAUUCAACACGAUGAGCGCGCUCUCCGAGAUCUUCUCUUACGUGGGCAAAUACAGUGAAGAGAUCCUUGGACCCCUGGACCAUGAUGAUCAGUGUGGGAAGCAGAAACUGGCUUACAAACUAGAACAAGUCAUAACCCUCAUGAGCUUAGACAGCUGAGAACUGUCCUUCCAGGGCCAUCCUGGAGGGAGGGACACACCAAGCCGUGCCUCAGUCUAGAUAUCAUCUUUACCAAGUGCAAGUUCCGACAGGCAUCAACAGCAGCACCCCCCCCCCGCCCGCCCCCGAGCAGCGCCCUCUCUCCUUUCGUCUCUGUCCCUCUUUCCAGAGUCCCACCUCUUUUAGUUGCUCUGCCAGUGUGAUUGGAUCACAUCACUGAUCCCUCAGUCAGUCCAGGGAUGGCCAGGCCCAUGGUGAGAGACCAGACCAGAAGAUGUCAAAGAAGCUCUCCCUCCCGGCUGCUCCUGGCCCCAUGCAUCAGCAGCAGGGCUCAGAUAAGGAUGAGGAGCUGAGGGUGGAGAACUUUCCUAUGCUGCUACUUCACCUUCUGCGUUGAGAAUCCCCACUGUGGUCCAAAACCUGGCUUCGGGAAGCAACUGUGAGCUCAGUAUUAUCUGAAGUAGGACGCAUCACUCGGAUCUCCCUGUCCACACACUCAACAAGAGGCCAGGCAGUGGCCUGGGUGCUUUGUAACUGUGGGGAAAAGGCCUUGCCUCCUACAGAUGUUGGAGUAGGGACCAGUGGAAGUUUAAGGAUGCUCUCUCAGGGGCCACUGCCUACUUGUUUGGUGUCCAGCAGCCUUCCAUCCCCUUCCAAUAUCCUUGGAGGCCUUCCAAGUAUCCAUCCUGACCUUUCUCCCCUUCCUGUGAAAAGUCAGACAGGGGAAAGCUAACAGUUACAUUCCACUAUGGAGAUGCUCCUACGUCAUCUAAUCUGGUUCCUAAUAGCAGAAAUGUAACAUGGAGAGAGAGAAGAGGAAAGAGAGUAUCAUCUAUGCCAGAAGCAACAUUAAUUGUUCUCUGUUCACCUCCAAGUUCAAAUGCAUCCUGACGGUCGUCAGGGGUCCAUUGCCAGAGCCUCAUGUGUUGUCUAGAGAAGGCAUCUCCAUGCUCCUUUGUCACCAUCGUCUCAGCUCACCGUGAAAUGCAGAGUGCAUCUAGGAGAUUCUACCUCCGGCCGUCUCCAAGGCUCCAUCCCCACUGUCAUUGAGAAUGCCAGAGAAGGCCAGGGCACACAGCCCAGCCCCUGUCCCCCCCUGCAGAAUCUGGUGCCAUUGCUAUGCAGAUGACUUUGUCACUGGACGGUCCAGACCUCUGUGGGAACUGUUUCAUCAACAUAUCAGCUGUCUCUUCAGUGGCUCGUCUUCCUCAUCUCUUCUGACGUCAUCGCUGGAGGAAACAUACUUAAGCACAGCCUCUCCAAGACAAAGCAAGACGCCAGCCAGCCAGCCUCAGACACCAGCUUGUGCUUGGAAGGGACUGGAGAGCCAAGUGAGGGACCUGGUUGGAUACAGAGAAAAGUGCAUGCCACGAACCAUGGCCUUGCCAUUUAUCUUUCCAUUGUAUUUUUCCAUCUAUGGAUAUGCCAUUUUGUGUUAGCCAGUCAGGCAAACGUAUGCUCAGAAAUGUAACACGUGGUUAUGACAAGAGGUGGUCUUCUGGUGGGUCCCCUAGUGUGUCUUGGGGACCUACAAUCUUGAAGGGAUCUUAGAUAGUGAAUGUUCCAGUCUCUAUCAUAAGCAUGAAUCCCUUUUGGCAGCUCGGGCUUGUCCACCACUCAUGGAGACAAGAGAGGCAUUGGAGAAGGGGCUGUUAAUAGCGUUCUACAUUCUUGCCUUCCUUCACGCUCCAUGCAUAAUGUCAUUUCCUCCCAUCACACAAAAGAAGUCUCACAUGGAGAAGGAGCUAUAUCAUGUCAAGCCAAGUCCAUGUGAUAUCCUGCAACCUUUAAGGACACGAGCCCCUUUGUGUAUGAGAAAGCAAGGUUAAGGGAGGCGCUUAAAAUUCUGCAGGAAGCGUGGGAAGGCUUUUUUGUCCCAUGUUGGAGGCUGAGAUGGUCUCCUUCUCUGUCCCCUGGCUCAUCUGUCCACCACUCAAUGUCAAUAUAACAUAAUGUCUGUGGCAAGAGCAUUCUUCUGUCCAUAGGAAAUCAGGAUGUCACCUGCCUGUCAAAGGGUGAACUUUGGCAACCCAGAACAGGAGGCACCAUGUGGUUUUGCUGUGGACAAAAUGGCAAAGACACACCAAUGUAGCAAACAGGAAGAGAGGUCCAGGGAAAGGUGCAUUGGAAGUGGGGAAGGGUGAUGAAAAGAAAAAACAAAAACAAACAAACAAACCCACCAGAGGUUUUGGCAAAGCAAGUGCCAGGUGGAAACAUGUGGAAUUCUAUCGCUGAUUAUUGUUCUUCCUCCAUGAAGCCAAGGGACCUGGCAGGCUUUGGGGUGCAUGUGGGAGCAGGCUGAAGGAUUUUUUUUUGCACAUAUGAAAGGUUGGGGAGGACAGAGACAUGAAUAUAUUUAACACAGGUUUGCCGGAUGGAAGCUUUGUGUGUGUGAGUAGGUGCAUGGGUGAGUGUGCUUUGAUUUUUAAGUUUUGCACAGUUCGAGAAAAAUGAGCAAGCAGCAAAAAGAGACUGUUACCAUGGCUUUGCUGAUGCUUUUUUUUUUCUGUAUCAUUUUACUGUUGUUAUUAUUAUUUUGUCGGUACAGAAUUUUUUUCCUUGCUUUUGUUAACAAGCAAAACUUCAAACGCCUCAGAGACAUACACUUAUCAGGAAGAAAGAGGCACAGACAGCCUUGCCUGUAUUUCCUGGGUGACCUCAUUUCUCUUGAGGAGGGCAUUUUUCAGCAGAUUAUUUUACUUUAAUUGGCAAUGUGGUUUCUUCCCGGCACUUCAUAGGCAUUCCCUGUGGCCUGCUUGAGGACUCAGAAGUCAAGCCAAUCUUACCUGUAAAAAUCUUUCCUUUUGCUGUUUGUUUGUUUGUUUGUUUUCCAUUUGUUUUUAUUGCAAGUGUGAUACAUUUAAAACCAAGGCUAGGCAACAUUGUCAGAAAUCCGUCAAAUCCUCCCAGAUAUUCCUUCCCAACACCCCCUUGGGAUUCUCUAGUUGCUUUUAGGCAGAGAAACUAGGACAUGUGACAGAGUGGUACCUAGCCUUCUGCCCAGAGUUCACUUGUGGGGUAUUGCGGACCUGUUGAAGGUGGAACGUGUAUUUAUCUCUUGGAGUUUGUUCAGAGGGUAGGUGUGAGGGAACAGGUAUUCUCUCUCACCUCUGGUUCACCUCACCCCUGCAUCCUCCUGCUUCUGACCCCACUGGUCAAAAUGGUACUGAUCACACAUCCCGAAUGACUGACCAGGUGAGGAUUUAAAUCUUGAAGGGAGAAGACUAGCAGGGCAUAGGAGAAACCUGGGAAGGGUAUCUGCAGGCUGGCUACUUCUCUGUGGCAUUUGUCUCUCUAGGUGUGGGCGUGGUCUGGUCAUGUCUUCAUCCUUCCCUGUAAGGAGACACCGUAAUGUUUCUUAGUGCCAUGAAGUUGUUAGCUUUUGUGUCAGUAACUUCCUCAGGAAAAUACUUUCUUGCCUUCUUCUUUCAAUACAGUUUUAAACUUGGGGACAGAGAAUAAACACAAAACACCCCCACCCCAAACCAAGGUACUUUGCAACCCUGUGCAACAUGGCAUGACCAGAGCCAGCCCCUCGAGCCUCCAUGUUGGGAGUCCACAGCCUUGGAGGGAGUGAGCUCAGGAUGGGUGCCUGAGUGGGGGCACAUCUGGAAAGAGAAAUACUUUUAAUGAAUCCCACAGCUCAAGGCAGUGUAUCCAGGAUGAUUUGAAAGACGCAGGAGUUGCUAACAGACAGAGUCUUUCUGUGCUUGCAGGUUCAGGCCCUGCUUCCACUGGCUUCAUGUUGAUAUAAUAAUGCCCAGCAUAUCCAGCACCCUAACAUUCCAUUCUGGAGCUCCAUGGUGCUCAUGUACCACCCCAUACCGAUCCACCCACCCCAGUGUGUAUGUCUGACUCCUGAGUGUGCCCUACUCUGGCAGCUAGCUUCCUCCCUGUUCUUCCUUGCUCCCUCCCUCAGGCCAAGCACUAAUUCUGAUACAGGAGUUAUUCAGUUCAUGAGGAGUGAGUGCUGCCCCACCCUAGCUUUGGCUGCUUCCCCUGACUGAUAGGGUCUCCUCUCCUCUAGUCAAUGCCCUGCGAGUCCUUGGCAUCCCAAAUGAUCUCUAAGAUGCAAGGCUCUGCCACACUUUCUGGGACCCUGGGUGUUGCUACUGUAGUCCAUCCUGGCCUAAGCACCUCUUAUUUUGACAUAAAUAGGAGAACCUCCUUUCUGUCUUCAGCCCUAGCACUCUCUGCCUUUGGCUUCACCAGACAGCAAGCAAAUGCUUCAUCUCGAGAAAGCCCAGUGCUCCUGUAAUCAGGAAUAAAUUGCCCCCCUCUUCUCACAGAGAGCCCCCAGAAACCAGGAGAUGACUGACAUGGAGAGGUACCAGCAGGUGGGGGAGACUCAGAGGUACUCAGCUUAUGUCCCUUCCAAGGGCAGCACUGAGUGACAGUUCCAGCAAGCUCCUAAAGGGAGCUUGGUGUUCAGGGGCAUUUCUGUGAAUGAACCGAGGUGACCCUGUCCAGGUAGCUAGCUGUCCUGGCUCUUCUCUGGCUUUUCCUCCAUGUUCUUCUCCCACAUUCACGGCCUCCACACAUCCUUUCAGGACAGGGGGACCCUGACUUCAUAUCCCUUACCUUUGGAAAAUAAAAGAUAUGGGAUAUUUGAUUGGGGCUUUGUAGUUCAUUAGGUUUUUUUUUUUUUGCCACUUAUCUUAAGAACUUGAAAGUAAUGAGGGAGCCUGGAUGUGGAUGUUAAAUGACUAAGAGGAAGAGUUAAGCAGAAUAUUAAAUUCUUCCAGUGAUUCCUAAGCAGAUGAGGCGAUUUUAAAGGUGAGCGUGAGAACUGCCCCUCCAUUAGUAAAGAAAAGUGUUCAGAGAUUCCUCCAUGUGAGCUGUGAACAUGCCAGGAGAAGCAUCCUUGUGGCUGCUAAUACCCUCAAGCUUCCCCUGCCCUUUUGAUAGACAGAGCCCACUCCUCCCCCCAGGGCAUUCUGCAUGGAACCAGCUCAAGCUUCAUUCUUAUAAGUGGGUGGUUGGGGUACCAUUCCAGACGAUGGUAAAGGGGCCAAAUCCCCAAAGAGGCUGGGACCUUGUAAUCUUCUCCUAGUGCUCUGAGGGGGCGUCACACCAUUCCUCCCAUUUAGGAAGCAAUCACUGCGGGAAAUGUUUUCAAUAUAAGGAGAGACUUUCUGUUUUACUGCAAAUCAUUGCUCUUCAAUAAUAUUGCUUUUUAUUAGAUGGAGCAUCCAAGUUUAAAAAAAAAUAUUUAAGUCUUUCGGUUGCAAAGGCAGAACGUCUUCAUUGGCGUCCUGUUGGAAUCCCUUGAGUAGACUGAUGGCUAACAGAGCUGAGCAGAACAAGCAGUUCCCAAGGGGUAAGGAGAACGUCCUGUUUUAGCUCCUAGAAGAGAUGGCAAGGGCUCUAAGCGGUGGGGUCUUUGGUUAGGGAGUCUCCCAUCCCUCCUCUCUCUUUUCUCCUCCCUUUUCCUGGGCUCCUAUCUAGUCCUGGCUUUCUGGGCUGUCUCUGGAAUUGACGAAUCCUUUAUAUUGUUUCUUGGCUUCCUUUAAACUGCACUGAAGCUCAGUUUCGGGGGACCCAUGUUCCCCCUCCCCAAUAACACAAAAGCAAGUGGACAGUCACUCAGCCAGUUUCUGCCUCUCUGCCCAUUUCUUUUGUUGGUAUCUUUAAACUUAAGACUCAAGCACAUGUUGGAAGGGCUCCCUUAUGAGAGUAGAGUUCAAAACAGCAGAGGGUACAGUUCAACAGCACCCCCAAAGACACUCUGAAGCAGAGAACACUUCAGCAAGCAGGACUGAGGAAGGUUCCUGUGCAGAGAUCAGUUCCAUUGGAGCAAGAGGUGAAGAUGGGCUAUGUGUCCUCAUCUGUCUUCCCGUUCCUUCCCUGGCAUCUUGUCAGCUUGAGGACUUAGGAAACCUUCUGUUCUUUAAAAUGAAAAGCUAGUUUACCUCAAAGAAUCUUGUUUCCAUUUGGAAACCAAUGGCAUGGUUUGAGAAUGGAUGAUUCUUCCCACAUCCCUCCUGGCCUGGGCCUGGUGUCCUUGGGGCAUGUGAUCCUAGCUUAGUCCUGGGCUGGCUGCCCUGAGAAGGAACCAGGUCCCCAGGCCUAACCUGGGAAGGAAGGACUGGAUGCAGCCUUCCUCCUCGCUUAGCCCAUAGGAAACAGCCUCUUCCAGCAGGGUCCUGUGGAGUUACCAUAGCAACCGGCAACUCCAGGUACCACAAAAGACAAUGACUCCAAGAACUGAGAUGUGGGAAGAGAGCAGGGGUUCUGGCCUGGUCAGGGUACCCAGAAUUAAGCCCCAGAUGCUAGGAGGGCAAAGAAGGAGGAGACAUAGAAACGGACGCACGAUUGGGUUAAGCAGCUCAGGGGCCGAGCGAGUCUGAGCAAGAGGCCACUGAAAGCGGCGGGACAGAUCACUUCUGUUCUCCUCACCACUUGCCCCUUUCCGGCGUGCCCCACUUCUGUUCCAAAACGCUCACCUUGAAUACUGACCCUUCGAAAGAAGAAAGCAAAAUGUAUCUUUAGACAACAGUGUUACCCUGAGCCUCAAGGACAGGUGGAUGGGGUCCCUGAAAAAAAAAAAAA
Microtus ochrogaster (prairie vole) is the source of this 13023-nucleotide messenger RNA. RefSeq names its product plexin A4 (gene Plxna4). The record is from RefSeq and is a predicted model, not a curated record. Gene Ontology annotation, cellular component: plasma membrane; semaphorin receptor complex. Gene Ontology annotation, molecular function: semaphorin receptor activity; protein binding. Gene Ontology annotation, biological process: regulation of cell migration; semaphorin-plexin signaling pathway. NCBI's taxonomy places the organism in Eukaryota, Metazoa, Chordata, Mammalia, Rodentia, Cricetidae.